Molecule: messenger RNA, 5358 nt
Organism: Scomber scombrus (Atlantic mackerel)
Lineage: Eukaryota; Metazoa; Chordata; Actinopteri; Scombriformes; Scombridae
Product: phosphatidylinositol 4-phosphate 5-kinase type-1 alpha-like
Exons: 16
Coding region: 182-1915 (577 amino acids)
Biological process (GO): phosphatidylinositol metabolic process
Molecular function (GO): phosphatidylinositol kinase activity
Source: RefSeq, a predicted model, not a curated record
GGGGACUGUGAAAGUGAAAAGAGUUUAUAUAUUUAAUCCUCUGGAAACGCCGGCUACUUUUCAACACCAUCUCCGAGUUUCCAGAAGUUUGAACUGCUGCUCACACAACAGAGAAAGCGGACCAGAUAGUGUGUCAGGAUCUGAGAUUCACCUCUGAAUCUGAGUUUAGGUUUUGGUCUGGAUGGCCACAGCUGCAGAGGAGCCACCAGGGCUGCAGGGCCACACUGGAAAUUCAACUGGGACUCGGAAAAAUGUCUCUCCGGAGAGUCCAACCGCUAGCACCUCUCAGACCAAUAAAAAAACAAUUGGCCAUCGUGGGAUUGACCCCACUGGGGAGACCACGUACAAGAAGACAACCUCAUCAGCGCUCAAAGGUGCUAUCCAGUUAGGCAUCACUCACACGGUGGGCAGCUUAAGUCAGAAACCUGAGAGAGACGUGCUGCUGCAGGACUUUGAAGUUGUGGAAAGCAUCUUCUUCCCCAGUGAGGGCAGCAACCUGACCCCAGCACACCAUUAUGGAGACUUCAGGUUCAAGACAUACGCCCCAAUCGCCUUUCGCUACUUCAGAGAGAUGUUUGGCAUCCGGCCUGAUGACUACAUGUAUUCUCUGUGUAAUGAAUCCCUGAUCGAGCUGUCAAGCUCUGGAGCCAGUGGGUCUCUCUUCUACGUCACCAGCGAUGAUGAAUACAUCAUUAAGACUGUGCAGCACAAAGAGGCAGAAUUUCUGCAGAAACUACUUCCAGGAUACUUCAUGAACCUGAAUCAGAACAAGCGGACCUUAUUACCAAAGUUUUAUGGACUCUACUGUGUCCAGGCAGCGGGUAAAAACAUCCGUAUUGUAGUCAUGAACAAUCUGCUCCCGAGCACCGUACGGAUGCAUUUAAAGUUUGAUCUAAAGGGCUCCACCUAUAAGCGUCGGGCCUCAGCUAAAGAGAGAGAUAAGGCAGUGCCAACGUUCAAGGACUUAGAUUUCAUGCAGGACAUGCCUGAAGGGCUCUUACUGGAGGGGGACAAGUACACUGGUGUUUGCAAGACCAUCCAUAGAGAUUGCCUGCUCUUGCAGAGUUUCAAGAUCAUGGACUACAGCCUCCUGGUAGGAAUCCACAACCUAGACCAGGCUUUUCAAGAGCGAGAAGCGGUGGCAGGGGCUAUGGACCAGAGGAGGCCACAAGGUCAGAAGUCAUUAUACAGCACUGCUAUAGAGGCCAUCCAGGCAGAGGCAGGGAGCAUGGGACCACUGGAAACAGGAGACCAAACGGGAGGAAUUCCAGCACGAAACUCAAAAGACGAGAGGCUGCUGGUGUACAUUGGCAUUAUUGACAUCCUACAGUCUUAUAGAUUCGUGAAGAAGCUUGAACACUCAUGGAAAGCCCUUGUUUAUGAUGGGGAUAGUGUGUCAGUACACAGACCGAGCUUCUACGCAGAACGAUUUCAGAAGUUCAUGUGCAAUACAGUCUUCAGAAAGAUAACAUUAAGGUCUUCUCCAUCUAAGAAGCGCCGCACACUUUCCCAUGGCCCAUUGAAAAAGUCCGGUGGUACUGGACCUUCUCUGUUAGCAGCAACCAGCAGCAACAACCAGCAUCCUGCACUACAACAUCAAGUCAGCUCCGACACCAAAGAAGACAGUGAGGCAGACAAUUUUAAGCAGUCAGGUCGUCCUGACCUCCUCCCAGCGCCCUUACCACAGAGCAACACCGCUGAACCUGCCGUUUCCUCCUCCUCGGGAAACUCUGAACAUGUUCCCACAAGUCAGCCUCUGCCCCACUCUCUGGAUUUGAAUAACACACACAGCAAAGACCAGGAGCCCAGCGCCACCAAGAGAGCUGUGUUAGGGACUCUUGAAGAAAGCAUCGGUGGUGAGGAUGUAAUCUCACUCAGUGACAUAGUUCCUCAAGCAAGCAAAUGUUCUGUGUAGCUGUGGGGAAGUGAACUGGAAUCAAAUGAACAAAAUAAAGAAGAUAAUGUGAGGCUCACGGAUGAAAUGUUACACCUCUCCCUUGGUGUGAUACGAGGUACAAAAAUUGAAACUGUGUAUCAGCUACACCAAGUUGGAUUGUAAAUGUUUUUUCUUUUUGUUUUGAUUGUUAUUUCUGCACUUUGAUUUCCAAAUCUCAACAUGGUAAAUGGGUGGUUGUGCUCUGACGCUAGUAGUAGAUGGGUACAAUGAUGCAGUGGUUAUUGAACACUAUAUUCAUCUCAGAUGUAUGAUUUUAUGCACAACCAAAGAUUCUUCUUGACAGUGAUCAACCAAGCCAGCAUUCAGUGUAACAGAGUGUAUUUUUUUUAAAUCAUAUGCAUUGGAUUAGGAACACAUUUUUAAAUAAUUUUUUUUUUUUUUUUUUUUAAGAAUUGACUUUAAUCCUACAUAGUAAGCUUUUUUUUUCUUUUUUCUUUUUGGCGUACUCUGAAUACAAAUAAUGCUGGAAAAAGAGGUGUUGUAAUGGAUCUGUAUAAUUUCAGAGACUGUGAAUCCAAAAUGUCACAUAUCCAGGUCAAAAGAUAGCUUUUUUAAGGGAGGUUGUAUUUUUUCUUUUUUUAUAUUUGUACACUCUACAAUCUGUAACCAUGUUCAGGUUUAGUGUGUAGAUUGGACCACGACCGACAGUGUCAACUGAUUACUUUUGAUCUGGGGUCUGUCUCACAAAGCAAGAUUAAACAAUUAACUUUGGAGUGAGCCCUGUUUUUGGUGUCACAGAGAUUCAAACUGAGUUAUGUUGCCAUGGCAACUGAUGCAACACCUGGUAUUCCACGAAGAUCCGUUGUACCUUGCCUCCGAUUGGCUAGUACUUGUUUCCUUCGUUGGUAAGUUUAGGCAUGAGGAGUGAGAUGGCUAGGGUAAAAAUAUCAUAGUCAGAGCCAAUCAGAGGCAGAGUAGGGGCGUGUCGUCGCAGUAGAAUAGAAUAGAAUAGAAUAAAACUUUAUUGUCCACGAUGGUGGAAAAUUGUCUUUGGCUCACCAAUAACAGACAUACAGUAUACAUAAAUUACACCAUAGUAUCCAUAAAUAAUGCAACCUAAACAGGAGCAUUUGGAAAAUGUUGUACAAAAUAACCACAGCAUCACUGAUCAGUUGUGAGGGAAAACUGAGUCACCAUUUCUACAGGAUCCCAAUGAACAAAAACCCCACAAGUGAAAAGUACUAAAGAGAGCAGAGUAACAAACUGGUAAAAUCGCUUUAUUUUUCAUGAUAAUUUGUAUUUCUAUUAGAAAUAGCAACGAAUUUAAUGUUUGCAGCUUGACAAGUGUCUCAUUGUGGUUAUAAAACAGCACUUCUAACAAACAUAAUAAUAAUAAAAUAAAUUUACUGCUGCAUAGUUAUGCUGUUGGUUCAAUGCAGCCCUGUUUAUGUACGCACAUUGUCUCACUGUGGCUGUGGAGAACACAAGGUGACUUUGUAAAUAAGAAUUAUUUCUUUAUUAUUCAUUUUUUCACCCAACGAUAUGACACUGUCUUAUUCGAGGAGUGUCAUCGUUGUAGACUGUGUCAUUGAUGCAGAGUGUCUGAAACCAGCUCUCAAUGUGCAAUGUUAUACAAUUGCAGCUCUGUUCCACUCACAGUCUCAGAUCUAUAGUACUGGUUCAGUACUACUAGCAGGUUCAGUCCAUUCCAGGCUGCCUUAAUGGAAAAAGUAAUAGCAGCAGCAGUUUAGACCCCCAGAUGGAAACAUGCUGAUUUUCACCAUGCACAUGCGAUAAAAGUCACAGUUCCUGUAAGUUUAACACAGAUGCCAUUUAAUGUCAAUGAGUGUUAGAACAGUUUUAAAAAAUAUAUAUAAUGUUCGUAUGUGAAUGUGUGUCUGUUUGGCAAUUUAUAUUUUACGUUUUAACAACACAAAAUGAGUUUUGCCAACUCGAGCAUAUAGUGUAGGAUAGAGUAGAGACUUUCUGUUCUCUGCCCUCCUGGUUGCUACAGAGAGGGGAGGAGAGUAAACUAAUAAAAACUAGAGUGGAAAGAAUGUGAAUGAGCAAUCUAGGUUUACCAAUUUUUAACUUGGCUGCUGAAUAAUUAGUGGUAGAUGGUACUGCAUUUGCUUAAAGCAUUUUCUAAAUUUUUCAGUACUCUGCUGCUAAAAGUAAAAAGUGAUGUAUUUAUUCAAAAUAACAUGGAUAAUGCAAAGUUUAGUAAUCCAUUACUUUUUUUAUUUUCGGCUACUUAUGUCAAUCAGAUAUUAAAGCCUCUAUAUAUUCUCACUCUAUAAUAUUGCCUUUUAGUAUUUGACAAUUAUGUAUUCAUGUUCCUGCUUUUUAUCUCCUUGUGAUGCAUUCUCAUUACUGGUUACAUUAAUCAUAACGCUAACAUGCCCUACAGUGAUGAGCAUUUUCAUCUCAUCUCAUAUUAAAUUAGCCACUGUUGAUUCAUUGACAAUGUUCAUGUGAUAACUCAAAGAGCUUUGUGGGACAGGCCCCAAUUAUGGUAGAGUAGUUGUGUUUUUUUCACUAGCAAACAUGGUGAUGGCUGCCUGGUGGGUAACAUUACAAAAAAGACAAUACAAUUCACCUACUUUUUGUAAACUUAAACUUACACAUGGUUCACUGCCACUUGAGUUGGUUUUAGCUCUUAAAUUUUUUGUACAGUGUUUAAAUAUGAUACCAUGGAUUCAACACAUUUACUUGCCCAGUGUUUCUGAAUUAUUUGACAUUUUAAAUAGAAAAAAAUGUAUUGCAAUGAUUGUUUUAUGUCUGAUAGCAUAAAUGAAAUCAGUCAUUUGAAAGAUGUGUCACCUAUGCAUUAUGACUCUUUGUGUACAACAUUUGUAGGCCUGAAUGAAAGUGCAAUACUUUAAAUGAAUUGAUCAUUUUCAAACUAAGAUGUGAUGAACAAGCACACACAUUUAGGCAUUUAAGACAUCCUGUUAGUGGUAUGUUGAGGGUGGGAGGUUGGUUAGUGUGUCAAACUGUCAGGCAGUGCUCUGUCUCUACUGGAAGUGAAACUGUGCCUUAUUAUAAAAACUCUGAAUCAGUUACACAUGCAGCCUAUGAACCAAAUUGUUAAUAGUUUACUCUGCGUGUAUUUAUUAUAGUAUUUAUUACUGUAUGUCUUGCUCUGGUUUCCAAAAUGUUUGUUAAACUUCACGGUGGCAUUGAAAACAGACCCUCAACAGACAACUGUAUGUAAAGGCACGCUACUUUGUUGAUUUUGGAUAUGAUCAUAACAACUGUUAAAUAAUCUUGUAUUCUUUUUUUCCUUUUUACCGUGUUAAUAAUUGUCUUCUUGUCUUUAAAUUAUACACACAUGUGCACACAUGUAUAGAAGAAUCACAGUGAUGCCUUUUCACAGGAUAUGAAUUUACAGUUUGUGUCUUUUGCUCUUUUGGGGCUGUAAUGUUUUCAUACAGAUGGAUAAAGUUAUUAAAAAAAAU